Molecule: messenger RNA, 2172 nt
Organism: Medicago truncatula (barrel medic)
Lineage: Eukaryota; Viridiplantae; Streptophyta; Magnoliopsida; Fabales; Fabaceae
Product: protein NRT1/ PTR FAMILY 5.3
Exons: 4
Biological process (GO): transmembrane transport; dipeptide transport
Cellular component (GO): membrane
Molecular function (GO): dipeptide transmembrane transporter activity; tripeptide transmembrane transporter activity
Source: RefSeq, a predicted model, not a curated record
UGACGGAUUCCUUAUUUGUUUUCUAUUAGUUAGGUCAUGCAAAAUGGACAACACAUAACUGUAGGUAGGUAGUAAAAGACAAACUUCUAAAAUCUAAUAGCCCGUCCUUAAAUAGACCAAAAAGCUCAUAAGGAAAAGCUAGCAACCUUGCAUGAUUCCAACAUAAAAGCUUAACAACAGAAGUAGUUCUUCUUUCCAGCAUCAUGGAAGGGGUUGAAGAAAAAGGCCAUGCAAGUGGGAAAGAAGAUUACACUCAAGAUGGUACAGUAGACCUAAAAGGUAGACCUGUUUUAAGAUCAAAAACUGGACGAUGGAAAGCUUGCUCCUUCAUAGUAGGGUAUGAAGUGUUUGAGAGGAUGGCUUACUACGGGAUAGCAUCAAACUUAGUGAUCUAUCUAACAAAUAAGCUCCAUGAGGGAACUGUGGAAUCUGCAAACAACGUUAGCAACUGGGCGGGUUCGGUGUGGAUGAUGCCACUUGUAGGAGCUUACAUAGCCGAUGCUUAUUUUGGCCGCUAUUGGACCUUCGUAAUUGCAUCAUGCAUUUAUCUCUUGGGAAUGUGUUUGUUGACUCUAGCUGUCUCAGUAACAUCUUUGAGGCCACCAGAAUGUGCACAAGGAGUUGCAGACCAAAAUUGCCCCAGGGCAUCACCAUUGCAAAGGGGUAUUUUCUUCCUAGCCCUGUACAUCAUUGCUGUAGGAACAGGAGGAACAAAGCCUAACAUUUCUACGAUGGGAGCAGACCAAUUUGACGAGUUCGAGCCCAAAGAGAGGACCUAUAAACUUUCCUUCUUCAAUUGGUGGUAUUUCAGUAUUUUCCUAGGUACCCUAUUCUCCAACACUUUCGUAAUCUACAUACAAGACAGAGUGGGUUGGGCCGUAGGAUAUGGCCUUCCUACGGCUGGACUUGCGGUUUCAGUAUUAGUGUUUUUGGUAGGAACUCCAUUGUAUAGGCAUAAAUUGCCCUCAGGCAGCCCUAUAACUAGAAUGCUCCAAGUCUUUGUGGCAGCUAUGAGAAAGUGGAUGACACGGGUCCCAGAAGAUCCAAAAGAGCUACAUGAGUUAAGCAUAGAAAAAUAUGCAUGCAACGUAAGAAAUAGAAUUGAUCGCAGCUCUUCGUUGAGUUUCCUUGACAAAGCGGCUACAAAGACAGGCCAAACUUCACCAUGGAUGCUUUGUACAGUGACACAAGUUGAGGAAACCAAACAAAUGACAAAAAUGAUUCCGAUUUUGAUUACAACACUGGUCCCAUUCUUCUGUCUAGCGUGGUGCCUUGUUUAAUGAAGAGUGUAGUUGAUUACAACACUUAUCCCAAGCACAUUGAUAGUUCAAUCAACUACACUCUUCAUUAAACAAGGCACCACGCUAGACAGAAGAAUGGGACCACAUUUUGAUAUCCCUCCAGCCUGUUUAACAACAUUUAAAACUAUCUUCAUGCUUAUAAGCAUUGUAGUCUAUGACCUUGCUUUUGUUCCAAUAAUCCGGCGAUACACAAAGAACCCCAGAGGAAUCACACUGUUGCAGAGACUAGGAAUUGGCCUAGUGUUGAACAUCGCUAUAAUGGUCACUGCAUGCUUGGCUGAGAGGAAGAGACUCCGUGUUGCAAGAGAAAACAACCUCUUUGGCCGGCAUGAUACAAUUCCCCUUACUAUUUUUAUUCUCCUCCCUCAGUUUGCCCUGGGAGGGAUUGCUAAUACCUUCGUGGAAAUUGCCAAGUUAGAGUUCUUCUAUGAUCAAGCACCAGAAGGCAUGAAAAGUCUCGGAACAUCAUAUUUUACAACCAGCUUGGGUUUAGGAAGUUUUCUAAGUACUUUCCUUCUUUCAGUUGUUGCUAAUAUCACUCAGAGACAUGGUCACAAAGGUUGGGUUUUGGAUAACCUAAACAUCUCCCGUUUAGAUAAUUAUUAUAUGUUCAUGGCAGUACUAAGCUUGCUCAACUUCCUUUGCUUUCUGGUUGUUGCCAAGGUAUUUGUAUAUAACGUUGAUGUCAGACAAGACAAAUCAAGUUUGGAGAUGAACCCAGCUUCAUCUCAGAAUAUUCCUAGAAUAAGCAAAAGCACUCCACAACAAGAUGCCAACUCGUAGGAAAACAUGACCGUCAUUCCUUUUUUCUAUUCGCCUUUCAGUAAAUAAAUAGCUACAGAUUUGUCUUACCAUGGUUCAUCUAUUGUCA